UUCCGCAUUACGUCGCUGUUCGCGCGCCUCAUUUUUGAAAUCGGAAAGCCCUUCGGAUUGUAAAACAGAUCUAAAUGGCUUCGAUUAAAGAUCUUGACGCCGUGGAAAAGUUCAGCAGCAAGCUGGAGGGAAUCAGGAGUAAACUCUUGUCCCAGGCUAUGGGUGAAAUGCUGACUGAGGCUACAGUGGAGUUCUGCCAAGCGCACAAACACUACAUGAAGUCUGUUCUGGAUACAUGCUCGAAAAAAUGCCGGGAAGAUGAGACCAUGUUUGAGACCAUACAGGCUUAUACAGAAGAGCUGAAACGUCAGAAUUCCAUCAUGAGGGAGAGGAAUGAAGAACUGCCCGAAGUCCUGGGAUCCAUCCAGUACAAAGAAAAACAGAAAGAACUCCUUAUUCAGAAAAUUGGGAAGCUGAAGCAAGAGCAGGCCAAGAGCAGAGAAUUGAUUCACUCCCAAAACAAAGCCAACAAGGACCGGCUAAAGAACUUAAACAAAAUUAAAGAUAUCUUUCAGGAGUGGUUAAGCCUUGAGAUCAGAAAAAUCCAGGGUGAUAAGCUGCAAUUCAUCUUCAGAAACAUCAACCACAAGAAUCCACAAAGUGCCUACACCUUUCUUCUAAAAAUAAAUGAGGAAGGGGUGUACCAAAUCGUCUCCUGCGAUCCUCCCUUGGCACAAAUGGAGCAUCUGGAGCGCAGACUGCAGCAGACCAACAACCUGUCUGCCUUUUUGGCUAAUGUUAGGAAAGAGUUUGUGGCACUGUACAAUACUACAAAGACUGUCUGAAUUCACAAUAAUAUUAAUGAUAAGUUCACUUGCAAGACUCAUCUGUAGCCAUUAAUGACAUUGUGCUUAUUUUAUUACUGUUCUGCUUAAAUGUUCUUAUUGUCAUACUUGUAUAUAAUUUCUUUUUAGAUUCUUUUACAUAAUAAAAUGCAGCAAUUGUUGGUCCUUAUUAUA
This is a messenger RNA of Clarias gariepinus (North African catfish), 959 nucleotides long. It is a transcript of the gene spc25, whose product is annotated as SPC25 component of NDC80 kinetochore complex. Lineage: Eukaryota; Metazoa; Chordata; Actinopteri; Siluriformes; Clariidae. The transcript is spliced from 7 exons. Gene Ontology annotation, biological process: chromosome segregation. Gene Ontology annotation, cellular component: Ndc80 complex. The record is from RefSeq and is a predicted model, not a curated record. Bases 75 to 785 code for a protein of 236 amino acids.